AUGGAGUUCUUGAUUGACGAUGUUUUUUUUACUCAAGGCGACAGCCCAGAACUGACCUUACCCUCCGGCGAAACAGAUCACCAUUCAGCACAAUCGUCAAGAUCGCCCAGUUCGCCAACUAGAGGAGGGAAUAAUGUCGAAUUAAUUCCACAGACUAUCAAUCCCCAAGAUGCUUUCGGUCUUCCCUCUUCGCAACUUCAAGAUCUCCAAAUUGAUUGGAGCGCUGACUUUCAACAACCCAAAUCAGGGCCUGAUGUUAUAACUGAUGAUCUCAACUCUGACUUCUCUUUCCUCAACCAGCCCGAUGACAGUUGGAGCAUUGAGGCACCUCUAACAGCCGCAAGUGGCUCGAUUCAGACACCAUUGACUAGUAUUGAUGAGUUCUUGAUCAAGAAUGGCGCCAGUCGUCCGUCCGCACCUUGCACACAUUGCCGUCGAUCCCGUCUGCAAUGUCUCAUCUUGCAAACAACUCUCGCCAACCCGAAUCCAGAUUCCUCCUGCUCAACUUGUGUCGCGUUGUUCAGAGAAUGUAGUCUUUCUGGUCGCAAAAAGAGGGAGCCUUCAGAUUUUGAGACGCUGGAGCCAGUGAUUGGACGUUUGCACGGUGUGAGUGAGCAUGGCAUCCUAGGCGUACCAUCCACAGUCGACGAGGGCCGGCCAUCGCAGGGACUAUCAAUAGCAGAACUCUCUGGGAAAAGGACAAACACCCGAUCUGUGCGAAAGACGAGGGUGUUGCGCAACUGGUACCUCUCAAACUUGGACCACCCGUACCCGUCAGAAGAGGAAAAGGUCGACCUCGCACAACAGUCAGGAUUGAGUCGAAGUCAAGUGGUCAAUUGGUUCGCCAACUCGAGAAGAAGACAUAGGCUAGCAUCAACUUAUUCUGCAUUGCCGAGCCGAGGACGCCAAGGAUCUGCACCAGCAUCACCCAUGCCACGUUACCUAUGCAAGAAUAUGUCACCGAUGGACCGCUGGAAGAAUUCACCACCAGAUCAGGAACCAGCUUCAGCGACGGCGAUCCAGAAUGCAUUGGCCGCUCAAUCCGCAGAACAGAGCUCGUUGGACAGCGACGACAUCGGCAGAUCUGGGCCUGGUUCGUCUGCUAGUAAUGACUCCCUUUGGCCGUCUACUCUACACGAUGCUUCUUCCAACUCAGCAUCCUCCUGUUACUCCUAUCGUUCAAGAGAGAGUAAAUUAUAUCCCCGUUCUGGAAACAGUUCAGUAGCAGAAGGGACUCCUGCUUCCAGGACGACGCCUAAAAGGUCGAGAUCUAAGAAACUGAUUGCAUUUCAGUGCACCUUUUGCCGGCAAAGCUUCAAGAAAAGGUAUGAUUGGGUUCGUCAUGAGAGGUCAAUUCACUUGCCGGGCCUUGACUCCUGGGUUUGCACGUUGCCUGUUACCCAGGGCCAAUCGCUUUUGGUAUGGCGCAUGAAUGAAGAAGGGCCCCAAUGUCUCUUCUGUGGCUCGGACUCGCCCAACGAUGAACACAUCCAAGCUCACGAAUUUGAUACUUGUGCCGAGAGGCCUGUUUCAGAGCGCAAAUUCACGCGCAAAGAUCACCUGUGGCAGCACCUACACAAAUUCCACGGAUGUAGGAAAUGGGCGGGCUGGCAACCGGACCUGACUCUAUUACAGUACCGACAAGAUACAAUCCGUAGCCAAUGCGGGUUCUGUCAAGUUACGAUGAACAGUUGGGAAACGCGGAUAGAUCACGUAGCCGCUCACUACCGCGAUGGUUUCACAAUGGAGCAAUGGGUCGGAGGGUCCGGGGUCCACAACCCGAGCGACAUGGAUUCUGAGAGACAAUUGUGA
Molecule: messenger RNA, 1812 nt
Organism: Fusarium venenatum
Lineage: Eukaryota; Fungi; Ascomycota; Sordariomycetes; Hypocreales; Nectriaceae
Biological process (GO): regulation of transcription by RNA polymerase II
Molecular function (GO): RNA polymerase II cis-regulatory region sequence-specific DNA binding
Source: RefSeq, a predicted model, not a curated record